AUGACAGAUAGCCAGCCAGGUGCGCCCCUGCCCUUCAUCUGGAUGGGCAGCGUCCCAGCCCGAGGACAGCCAGCCCAGACUGCCGAUCAGCCUCAACGCUGCUUCCCCGAUUUCCCGGCGAGGGUCAAGUUCAGCAGCUGCCUGGGGACCAAGGGGACACACUAUGAGACCGACAGCGUGGACUUCAAAGUCGGGGCUGACGGGACGGUCUUCGCCACCCGGGAGCUGCAGAUCCCCUCCGAGCAGGUGGCCUUCACCGUGACGGCGUGGGACCGCCAGACGGCCGAGCGCUGGGACGCCGCGGUACGGCUGCUGGUGGCCCAGACCUCACCCGCGUGCUCCGGACACAAGCCCCAGAAAGGAAAGAAGAGUGCAUCCCUGGACUCUGUCCAGCCGCCAAAUGACACACUGUUGCCGUGGCCACAGCAUCAGAGCUCCAAUGGGCUGAGGCGGCAGAAACGGGACUGGGUCAUCCCGCCCAUCAACGUGCCAGAAAACUCCCGCGGGCCCUUCCCACAGCAGCUGGUGAGGAUCCGGUCUGACAAAGACAGCGACAUCCCUAUCCGCUACAGCAUCACGGGCGUGGGCGCCGACCAGCCCCCGGUGGAGGUCUUCAGCAUCGACUCCAUGUCUGGCCGGAUGUAUGUCACACGGCCCAUGGACCGGGAGGAGCGAGCCUCCUACCACCUCCGAGCCCACGCCGUGGACAUGAAUGGUAACAAGGUGGAGAACCCCAUCGACCUGUACAUCUACGUAAUUGACAUGAACGACAACCGCCCCGAGUUCCUCAGCCAGCUGUACAACGGCUCUGUGGAUGAAGGUUCCAAGCCAGGCACCUACGUGAUGACGGUCACGGCCAGCGACGCUGACGAUGGCACCACGGCCAAUGGGAUGGUGCGCUACCGGAUCGUGACCCAGACCCCGCAGAGCCCCUCCCAGAACAUGUUCACCAUCAACAGCGAGACAGGGGACAUCGUGACGGUGGCGGCCGGCCUGGACCGAGAGAAAGUUCAGCAGUACACAGUGAUUGUUCAGGCGACAGACAUGGAAGGAAACCUGAACUAUGGCCUCUCCAACACGGCCACAGCCAUCAUCACGGUGACGGACGUGAACGACAACCCGCCAGAGUUCACUGCCAGCACGUACGCAGGGGAAGUCCCCGAAAACCGGGUGGAGAUGGUGGUCGCAAACCUCACUGUGAUGGACCGAGAUCAGCCCCACUCCCCGAACUGGAACGCUGUCUACCGCAUCAUCAGCGGGGAUCCCUCGGGCCACUUCAGCGUCCGCACGGACCCCGUCACCAACGAGGGCAUGGUCACCGUGGUGAAGGCGGUCGACUAUGAGCUGAACAGAGCGUUCAUGCUGACCGUGAUGGUGUCCAACCAGGCGCCCCUGGCCAGCGGGAUCCAGAUGUCCUUCCAGUCCACGGCGGGGGUGACCAUCCCAGUCAUGGACAUCAACGAGGCCCCUUACUUCCCCUCGAACCACAAGCUGAUCCGCCUGGAAGAGGGCGUGCCCACCGGCACCGUGCUAACCACGUUUUCGGCAGUGGACCCUGACCGGUUCAUGCAGCAGGCCGUGAGAUACUCAAAGCUGUCGGACCCAGCGAACUGGCUGCACAUUAAUGCCACCAACGGCCAGAUCAGCACGGCGGCCAUCCUCGACCGCGAGUCUCUCUACAUCAAAAACAACGUCUAUGAGGCCACCUUCCUGGCAGCUGACAACGGGAUCCCUCCGGCCAGCGGCACCGGGACCCUCCAGAUCUAUCUCAUCGACAUCAAUGACAACGCCCCCGAGCUGCUGCCCAAGGAGGCGCAGAUCUGCGAGAAGCCCAGCCUGAACACCAUCAACAUCACGGCGGCUGACGCGGACGUCGACCCCAACAUCGGCCCCUACGUCUUCGAGCUGCCCUUCGUUCCAGCAAGCGUGCGCAAGAACUGGACCAUCACCCGCCUCAAUGGUGACUACGCCCAGCUCAGCCUGCGCAUCCUGUACCUGGAGGCCGGAGUGUACGACGUCCCCAUCGUCGUCACGGACUCGGGGAACCCGCCCCUGUCCAAUACGUCCAUCAUCAAAGUCAAGGUGUGCCCGUGCGACGAGAAUGGCGACUGCACCACCAUGGGCGCAGUGGCAGCAGCCGGGCUGGGCACGGGCGCCAUUGUGGCCAUCCUCAUCUGCAUCAUCGUCCUGCUCACCAUGGUCCUGCUGUUCGUCGUGUGGAUGAGGCGGCGGGAGAAGGAGCGCCACACAAAGCAGCUGCUCAUCGACCCCGAGGACGACGUACGCGACAACAUCCUCAAGUACGAUGAGGAAGGGGGCGGCGAGGAGGACCAGGACUACGACCUCAGCCAGCUGCAGCAGCCAGAGGCCAUGGAGCAUGUGCUGAGCAAGGCCCCCGGGGUGCGGCGGGUGGACGAGCGGCCGGUGGGCGCCGAGCCCCAGUACCCGGCCAGGCCGGUGGUGCCCCACCCAGGAGACAUCGGGGACUUCAUCAGCGAGGGACUCCGCGCAGCCGACAAUGACCCCACGGCGCCGCCCUAUGACUCACUGCUGGUCUUCGACUACGAGGGCAGCGGGUCCACCGCGGGCUCCGUCAGCUCCCUGGACUCAUCCAGCUCCGGGGACCAGGACUACGAAUACCUGAACGACUGGGGGCCCAGGUUCAGGAAGCUGGCGGACAUGUACGGAGGCGGCCAGGAGGACUAA
Messenger RNA from Lipotes vexillifer (Yangtze River dolphin), 2706 nucleotides. RefSeq names its product cadherin 4 (gene CDH4). The coding region runs from base 1 to 2706 and encodes 901 amino acids. The transcript has 16 exons. Lineage: Eukaryota; Metazoa; Chordata; Mammalia; Artiodactyla; Lipotidae. Gene Ontology annotation, biological process: cell-cell adhesion mediated by cadherin; cell migration; cell morphogenesis. Gene Ontology annotation, cellular component: plasma membrane; adherens junction; catenin complex. The record is from RefSeq and is a predicted model, not a curated record. Gene Ontology annotation, molecular function: cadherin binding; beta-catenin binding; calcium ion binding.